AUGGUAUUUGGUGACUUCAACUUAAUCCUACGGGAGGAGGAGAAGUAUGGAGGUGCUUUGCCAAACUUAAACUUCAUAGCGUUGUUUCAAGAGGCCCUUCACAGGAGCAAUUUGAGUGAUAUGGGAUUUGAAGGAAAUAAAUAUACAUGGAGGAAUAAUCAAGAUGGUGCUGAUUUAAUCAUGGCAAGACUGGAUAGAGGCCUUGUGUCUCCUACUUGGCUUGAUAUUUUUCCGCAUGCAAAGAAUGUCCAUCUCUCCCACUUUGCUUCGGACCAUCUUCCUAUUCUAAUUGAUACGAAACCCCGGCAGCGUGUAAGGGGUGGGAAUGGUCGUGUUAUCAGGUUUGAGGAAUGCUGGCUUAGGGAUAAGGAAUGCCCAGAUGUGCUUGCUGGGAUAUGGAAUGAAGGGGGUGCUGACCCCUACACGAGAGCAACUUCUUGUUUGGUGGGAUUAAAGCGUUGGGCAAAGCACCGAUUUGGAAAUGUUCCAGCGGAAAUAAAAGCCACAAAGGAGGAGCUGAAUGAGUUACAAGAAAGAAUCCAUGAGGAAGGUGUGCUGGCAACUAUUAAAAAUUUGGAGGAUCAUUUGGAUGAUUUAUUAGAGAGUGAGGAGAUUUGGUGGUCUCAAAGGUCGAGAGCAAUGUGGCUACAACAUGGAGAUAAAAAUUCCAAAUUUUUCCACCAAAAAGCCACACAGCGGAAGGAACGGAAUUGGGUAGAUUCAAUUCAGGAUGAUGCUGGUAUUUGCUAUGAAAAGGAAGAAGAGAUAGCUCUAGUUAUGACAUAA
This is a messenger RNA of Lotus japonicus, 786 nucleotides long. RefSeq lists its product as uncharacterized. The record is from RefSeq and is a predicted model, not a curated record. NCBI's taxonomy places the organism in Eukaryota, Viridiplantae, Streptophyta, Magnoliopsida, Fabales, Fabaceae. The transcript has a single exon. Bases 1 to 786 code for a protein of 261 amino acids.